AUGAACACGCCAGUCCCAGGUUCGGAUAUUAAGCCGUGGAGCCGCGGGGAACCCCAAGGAUACUUGUUCAAAAAUGCCAAUGUGGUUGAUGUGAAGCAUGGAAAGAUAAUCGAAAACUCCGUAGUCAUUACGCGGGAAGGAAAAAUUGAAUCAAUCUCAUCUUCGCUUCCAGGGCCCCUUCCAAAGGACCUAUUUAUUAUCAACCUCGAAGGUCGCUUUAUUUGCCCUGGUCUUUUCGACGCUCAUGUUCAUCUAUGCGCCGUGCCUGGAUUCAACGAUUUGUCCAAAGCUUUCGGAAACCCAAAUGAUGUUCAUUUGCUGCGACAGCCAUAUACAGCGGCUCAGAUGCUUCACCGAGGCUUCACGAGUAUCCGCGAUUGUGGCGGAGCGCAGCUAGCGCUCAAAGAAGCUAUUGAGGAGGGAGUCUUCCCCGGCCCUCGGAUUUUCAUCUCUGGUCAUGCUCUUUCGCAGUUUGGUGGUCAUGGAGACUUGAGAUCGGCCCAUGAACAAACCGGUUGCUGUGGUGGUACCCACAGUAACAAUCAUCUCGGCCGGAUGUGCAAUGGAGUACCCGAGUGUAUGGCUGCUGUGCGAGAGGAGAUCCGCUGCGGAGCUGAUUUCAUCAAGAUUAUGGGCUCUGGUGGUGUCGCCAGCCCAACAGAUCGCCUGGAACAUCUUCAGUUCACGGAUUCCGAGAUCCAGGCCAUGGUUGAAUGCGCUAAUAAUGCCGGAACAUUCGUGACUGCGCAUGCGUACACUGUCAAGGCUAUUCGGCAUUGCAUCGAUAAUGGGGUCAAGGGAAUUGAACACGGAAAUUUUGUUGAUGCACCGACUGCUAAGAUCAUGGCGCACAAGGGAGUCUAUCUGACCCCAACACUGAUCGCAUAUGCCCAAAUGGCAUCCGAGCGCUGGAAGGGAUACCUGCCUCCUGAGUCGCAGGCCAAGAAUUCACAGGUUCUCAAGUCUGGUCUUGAGGCUUUGAGGGUUGCCUCCGAGGCAGGAGUCACUAUGUGCUAUGGUUCUGACCUGCUCGGUCCUCUUGGUUCAGCCCAAACGCAUGAAUUUGCUCUGCGCUCGCAGGUCUUGAAGCCACUAGAGAUCUUGCGGAGUGCUACCAUUAACCCUGCCAGGAUGAUGGGCUGGGCAGAUGCCAUUGGACAGAUUAAGGAGGGGUUCCAUGCAGACAUCAUCGUUUUGAACGAGAACCCUUUGAAAGAUGUUACAAUCUUCGAUCGACCCGAGGACCAUGUACUAGCUGUGAUGAAAGACGGACGUAUCUACAAGAGUCGCUGGGCGGCACUUGCUGAAGACUCUGAGAUUCCCGUCAGGGUUCAAUAUAACUAG
This is a messenger RNA of Penicillium malachiteum, 1344 nucleotides long. RefSeq names its product metal-dependent hydrolase family protein. Gene Ontology annotation, molecular function: hydrolase activity, acting on carbon-nitrogen (but not peptide) bonds. NCBI's taxonomy places the organism in Eukaryota, Fungi, Ascomycota, Eurotiomycetes, Eurotiales, Aspergillaceae. The coding region runs from base 1 to 1344 and encodes 447 amino acids. The transcript has a single exon. The record is from RefSeq and is a predicted model, not a curated record.